AUGAUGGUGGAUUUGGCCUUUGUGCUUGUGCUACUUUUGAAUGCGGUGAUAAUCGAUGGGAAAGUGGAUAAACACGUGGAUAAGCAUGAUGGGCAUGUACAUGAAUUCACGGAACCGGCAGCGGCACAUGAACAUAAGGCAUAUCACGACCAUGAAGAUGUAUUCGGCGCCAAAAUGUACAAAACACUUUUCAAAGUGAAACAUCGCGAACAACUAAGUGCAAUAAAACACAUGAUGAAAAUGGAUGAACAGAAACGUGAGAAGCUCGUACUGGAGUUGAUCCUCAGUAUCGUCAAGGUUCAUAUUAACAUAAUGGUUUUUUCAAGUUUUCACAGAAAACUAAGUUUUAUGUGA
Messenger RNA from Gongylonema pulchrum, 354 nucleotides. The record is from the annotation of a GenBank genome assembly. Lineage: Eukaryota; Metazoa; Nematoda; Chromadorea; Rhabditida; Gongylonematidae.